Molecule: messenger RNA, 734 nt
Organism: Drosophila suzukii
Lineage: Eukaryota; Metazoa; Arthropoda; Insecta; Diptera; Drosophilidae
Source: RefSeq, a predicted model, not a curated record
AGCUCACAUCACAACCAGUUUCGAUUGAAAAAUAAUAUUAAAAAAAAGUAAAAAUAUUUCCCCAAGGAAAUUCUACGGUAUUGGUAUUGAGGAUGUCGGACUACUCAAAGUUUCUGUCCAACUUGACGGAUCAGCUGGGCCUUCUGCAGGGACUUUCGCCGAAAGGAUUUGGAGGACUGGGCGGUCUGGGAAACUUGGGCAACAAUCUGGGCAACCUGGGAAACAAUCUGGGCAACCUGCGCCCCGCCCACAAGGCUCUGAUGUGCGUGGGAGCGGCCACCGUGGCCUGCGUGGUCCUGGGCCUCACUGUCAAGUCCUUGAGGGGGCGUGGCCGCAAGGACGACAAACGGAGGAUCAUCAAGGUGCGAAAUGGAGUGCCGAUUCAGCGUGACCUUGAGGGGUCUGUCAAGGACGACGGGUCCGUUGGUGAGGGGAACGUCAAUGUGGUGCACAAUGUAGACUAAGGCCUGGAGGAUCCCAAUUCGAAUCCGAAGCUCUAAGGAUCCCCAUUAUAGAAAACACGUCCCACGAAAUUUCCCCUCCACCACCACAUUUGUUUGCGCGUUCAUAAGUUAUCUGUAUAUUUUGUAAUUUUAUACCGUUUACAAAAGCGGUUACACAAACAACAUCUGUUCAAAAUUUUAUAAAUGCCCUUUCACAUUCCACAAUUUUCGAAACCUAACAACCCACAAAUUUAAUCUUGGUAAUAAACUCUUCAAUUUAACAACAUUAAA